AUGGGCUGCUGUCAGUCAAAAAAACCUGCUUAAAAACAAGGAAAUAUAAAGAAUCAAGAUGAAAACAAAGAUAAAUAGCAAAAUAAGCCAGCUUAGCAAGGGGCUUAAAACUAGAAUCCUGAAAAGAUAGAAUAGAAGGAAGAAAUAUUGGAGGAACCAACAAUUAUGCAUCCACCUGAAUAGCAAUAGAAAAGUAAGGCAGUUGAUAAGGAAAAAUAGGCAUAGUUGAAAAAGGAGGAUGAUCAUUUAAAGUAGUCGCCUAAAUAGGACGUGAUGUAAUAAUUCAAGCCAAGAAACAGCGAAAAAGCUAAAGAAAACCCAUCUUAAUUGCUUUAGGAUAAUGGAGUUAAGGAGUAAAUUGUAAAGAAUAAAAGAAAGACGGUCAUUAAUAAAAAGUUUAAAGAAUCAGGCGCAGUAGAACUUAAGGAUGUUUAGUUAAUAAUUGAUGAUGCACCACCACCAAUUGAAUAAUCAUCUUCACCAGCUAAAAAUAAUCAAUUUGAAGGAUUAAAACAUCAAAGAUAGAGUAGGAAGAAUAUUUUCAAUAAACCUAAGUAGAAAGUUAGUCAUAAAAAGAUAGACGAAGAAUAAAAAGGUAUAGAGCAGGCUUAAGUAUAAUAGCAAGUAUAGCUAUAAGAAAAUAUCUAAUUGCUAGAUGAUUUACCAGAGAUUCUUCAAGUAUCAGAAGCUUUAUUCAAUCAAGUUAGGGCAUUUCAAUCAAUAUCUGAGGAAAAUCAAUUGGAACAACUAUAAAUAUAAUAAGACCUAGAAUAGUAUCAUCUAUAAAUCGAACAAUACAGCUUAAACCUGUUUAAUUAUGGUAUAAACAAUGCAAAGCUUACCUUUGUCUAGAAUUUAGUUGAAAAUCAUUAGAUAAAUCUGGCUUUGAUGUUCUAAAUUUGUCAAAUAUCUCAUAUAGAUAGCAUGAAUAUAGAUGAAAGACACAAGUUAGAUCACUUCUUUACUUUGAAGGUUGCGUUGAACAGCAAAGAUCUAUCAAUUCUACAAUACACCCUAGAUCUUGGCUGCCAAUUCUACAAUGAUGAUUUCUUUGAUCAAUUUUUAAGUCACAUUAAUAUAGAUUAUGAUCACCCUUACAGACUUAAAGUUUUAGAAUCUAAUUACUUCAAAUUGUGGUUUUCUAAAAGAAUAUAUAUCUUCAAGACAAUUUAAGACUUUGAGGAUUUAUUUUACAAUCUUGGUUUGGAUACAGAUGAAAAUCUGAAUUAUGACUCUAGUUAAUAAGUGAGAUAGAUAAGUAUAGUAGACGAAGCUUAAUGCUCGGAAGAUUGUAUAACUUACAUUUCAAUUAUCAAUAACAUCCUAAGAGAUAUGCAUUUUAAAUAUAAUGAUGAGGCAAGAGAAUCAGCAAGAUAAUAAAUUCUACAUAAUAUCUAAAACAAUCUCUUAAAAUUUGAAGAGUUUAGUAAUGAUGUCAAAAACUAUAUUUGCUUCGAUCUAGCAAACACUCUCAUAGCUAAAUAAGAAUUGCCAGAGGAUCAUUAAUAACAUUUAGAAGAAAGAGAGAGUAUUAAUCUAAUACCAUAUCUAAUUCUAACGAAUAAUAUUUCGGCGUUAAAAAUGCUUAUCUAAAACACCAAAUGCAACCUCAAUCAACUUUUAGAUUUCCUAGAAGGGACAACGACAACAAUCAACCCUUACUAUCGACUUUUUAGCUUAAUCGUUCAAAAUAAUCAAGAAGAAGCGUUAAGGUAUUUCUAUGAAGAUCCAGUGAUAAGUAAUAAAAUUAUUGAUGAAGAUAUCUGCUUCAUCAUUAUAGAAUUGGUGAUUGAGCAUUCAAUUUAGGAUCCAGAAAAUUUAAGCAUGCUUAAUUUCAUCCUUAACUCUAAAAAGACUAGGUAAAUCUUCAAGUAUCUGUAGUUUGAGGAAAGAUUCAAUUUUGUCGAGCAGAUACUGUUGAUAAGAGGUAAAUUAAUUGAUGCACUAAUUGAGCAUGUUAAACUAAAUAUUGAUGAUGAAGAUUAUUAACUAGAAUUCUUCAAAGCCUAAUCUGCUAAUAUAAUAGCAGUAUUCAAAGCAGUUUAUGACAAUCUUUCAACAGAGUUAUAUGCUUUGUAUCAAUUCAUGAUAUUCUCUCAGGUAAUCAAUUAAUAUGAUAAAGAGGAGGUUGAUUCUUAGAAUUAUCUUCAGACACUUUAAUAUACAAGAGACAAUAUUAAAAAGGCUGAUUAUGAGUUAUUCAUUUACUACAGAUCUAUCUAGACACUUUAAUUAGUUAAGAAUCUUUAGAACAGCUAGGAUCAAGAGCUCAGCAACAUAGAUCAAAUUGUAUUAGGGUUCAUCAGCAAGUUAUAAGAUUACUGCAGCCCUAAUCUUCUAGCGAGUGCACUUAAAAUUCUAGAAUAAUAAUGA
This is a messenger RNA of Stylonychia lemnae, 2373 nucleotides long. The record is from the annotation of a GenBank genome assembly. NCBI's taxonomy places the organism in Eukaryota, Ciliophora, Spirotrichea, Sporadotrichida, Oxytrichidae.